Myxocyprinus asiaticus (Chinese sucker) is the source of this 1528-nucleotide messenger RNA. It is a transcript of the gene selenos, whose product is annotated as selenoprotein S. NCBI's taxonomy places the organism in Eukaryota, Metazoa, Chordata, Actinopteri, Cypriniformes, Catostomidae. The record is from RefSeq and is a predicted model, not a curated record. The transcript is spliced from 6 exons. Gene Ontology annotation, cellular component: Derlin-1-VIMP complex; endoplasmic reticulum membrane; Derlin-1 retrotranslocation complex. The coding region runs from base 168 to 740 and encodes 190 amino acids. Gene Ontology annotation, biological process: endoplasmic reticulum unfolded protein response; retrograde protein transport, ER to cytosol.
UCAUCUUAAAACUGAUUGGCUGCGUCAAUGUUACGGAAAUCAGUGUUGUGCGUGUGGCUAUCAGGUUAGCUUUGGUUAGUGUAAGUGAACUGGAUGUUUUAAACAUGCGAUGAUCAUUAUAUAUUCUCAUAUCAGCAUCAUAAAAACUUGAGAAAGCGUUUUUUAUAAUGGAGGCAGACGGUGGUGCUCGUGUGAGAUAUGAAGACGUGCCACCGCAGAACCAGGAUAUGAGUUUCAUCCUUCCAUCUGUUUCUGUUUUCCUGUCUGACUAUGGCUGGUAUCUGCUGUUUCUGUGUGUGGGAGUUUAUCUACUAAUUCAGCAUCUCAGCAAGAACAGAUCCUGGGAGAAUCAGAGCCCAUCUGUCUCUGCUGCAAACCAAGACCCUUUGUCUGUGGCGAGACGUCAGGAAGCCCUGGAGGCAUCGCGUCAGAGAAUGCAGGAAGAGCUUGAUGCUAGAGCUGCAGAAUUCAAAGAGAAACAACUGAGGCUUGAGGAAGAGAAGAGAAGACAGAAGAUUGAGAUCUGGGAAAGUAUGAAGGAAGGAAAGAGUUACAAAGGAAAUGCAAAAGCUGAACAUAACACUGAAGAGGCCACUUCAUCUACGUUUUUGAAACCAAAGACAGAUAAAAAGUCCCUCCGUAACAAUGCCUGUUUUUCAGGAUACAAUCCUCUGUCUGGAGAUGGAGGAGGAACAUGCUCUUGGAGACCAGGCAGGAGAGGGCCAUUCGCUGGUGGAUGAGGUUAAAGGAGGGUCAGAGUGACCUCUGACCCUUACACACACCCCCUUUCCUCCCCAUAGGAACAUGUACACAUUAACUUGAUGAAGCUGUCAGCAUUCAUUAUAGAACAGUAGCAAAUGUGAUUAAUAAGGGUCUUCAUGUAGGUUUUCAUUUUUAUUUUCUGUUGGUAGGCUGGCUUGUCACUGGCUUGACUAAGAUCCAUCACACUUAGUAUGCAAUGUAUUCUAAAUACCAGUAUGUUUUAAAGGGAUAGUUCACCCAAAAAAUGAAAUUCUCUCAUCAUUUAGACAUUUUUUUUCUCCUUUCAUGCUCCACAGAAUUUUCAUUUUUGGGUGAGCUACUCCUUUUAAAUUCAGUGUAAACAUUAUGAUUACAAGCAUCAUUACAAGUUAUAUUUUUCAAAGAAAAAAAUGUUUUCAUUUAUUUUUCUGCACUUUAUGCACAUUAUUCUUAAACUAUUGUCCAUAUAUGAUUGACAGCUUCCAAUGACGCCUCCUCAUCAAAGGUAUUAAUACCCCUGGGGCUGGUUGAUGACUUUAAGUUAUGAAACAUGUUCCUGUUCAUAGAGAGUAAAAAACAAAACAAAGGACUACAUUUAAAUAAUAUGAAGUUUUUGUAUUCUAUUAUUAUACAGAAGUCAGUAGUAAUUGCUGUUGAACGACAAAUCCAACAAUGCAAUUUUUUAUCAAGUUUGGUGUUUUAUAAAGAAUUUGAUGAACAUGUCAUCACAAAUUCAUUUUAUUGUUCUUGCAAUGGGUUUCUCAGAAUUAAAAGCAUUCUUGCUCAA